AUGCCGGAGUUUGAAAAGUACAACGGGACUACUUGCCUAGAGGCCCACAUUACGAUGUUCUAUAAGAGGAUGACCGGAUAUGUGAACAAUGAUCAACUGUUAAUUCAUUGUUUCCAAGAUAGCUUAGUGGAAGUAGCAGCCAGGUGGUAUAAUCAGUUGAGCCGAGCCAGAAUAAAUUCAUGGAGGGAUCUUGCACAAGCCUUCAUGCAACAGUACAGUCAUGUGACUAACAUGACACCGAAUAGGAUCACGCUGCAAAACAUAGAGAAAAAGCCUAAUGAGAAUUUUAGGCAAUAUGCUCAAAUAUGGAGAGAGGUUGUCAUGCAAGUUCAGCUACCAUUGUUGGAGAAGGAGAUCACCAUGUUGUUCAACAACACUCUGAAGGCUCCAUUCAUUACUCACAUGAUUGGAAGCACUACCAAAAGUUUUGCGGACAUAGUCAUGGCGGGAGAGAUGAUUGAGAACGCCAUAAGGGGUGGGAAAAUUGAGGGGGAAGCGGCCAAAAGAUCAAACCUGAGGAGAAAAGACAAUGAGGUGAACAACACAAGUAGCUUCAACUCGAAGGCAGUCACAGUUGGUCAACCCAAAGUAGCUGCGGUUGGGCAACAGGGUUCUCAAAGGCAGGAAUCGGGCACGAGGCACGAGAGGAUGCAAUUCACACCUAUCCUUGUGACGUAUCGUGAGCUUUAUCAAAGUUUAUACGAUGCACAUGCUAUUGCUCCUUUCCACUUGAAACCAUUACAGCCUCCAUAUCCUAAAUGGUAUGAUGCAAACGCCAGAUGCGAGUACCACGCUGGAAUAUUGUGGCACUCAAUUGAAAAUUGUAUCGGAUUCAAGAAGGCCGUGGAGAGGUUGAUCAAGAUGGGGGUUGUGAAAUUUGAUAGUACCCCAAAUACUGAAAACCCUUUGCGAAAUCAUGACAAUCAAGGAGUGAAUGCCAUUGGCGAAGCUAGUGAGAGAAGGAUAAAGGAAAAUGUUGCUGAGGUGAGGAUGCCUAUGAAGGUGAUUUAG
Molecule: messenger RNA, 1011 nt
Organism: Gossypium arboreum
Lineage: Eukaryota; Viridiplantae; Streptophyta; Magnoliopsida; Malvales; Malvaceae
Exons: 1
Coding region: 1-1011 (336 amino acids)
Source: RefSeq, a predicted model, not a curated record